Molecule: messenger RNA, 3096 nt
Organism: Branchiostoma floridae (Florida lancelet)
Lineage: Eukaryota; Metazoa; Chordata; Leptocardii; Amphioxiformes; Branchiostomatidae
Product: zinc transporter ZIP12-like
Exons: 13
Coding region: 314-2443 (709 amino acids)
Biological process (GO): zinc ion import across plasma membrane; intracellular zinc ion homeostasis
Cellular component (GO): membrane
Molecular function (GO): zinc ion transmembrane transporter activity
Source: RefSeq, a predicted model, not a curated record
AAGCUAUCUAGUGAGUGAAGACCGUCAUUGAGUUACUUCUAAUGUCUGCAGCAAACUAGAGCGAGAUCACAUGACUGCUUUGGUGUCGUUUAUCGACAACCAUCUAUCUCGCGAUAAGAGGAGGUUUACACAAGACCCGCGUACGAUAAGGGGAGAGGAGGUCAAAGGAAAGGUUGGUGCCAAAAUGCCGAAGUUACCAGGGCCAACGUCUGCUGAACUUUUGACACCUAACGCGGCCUCCGAGGUUACCUGGCAGGCUUAUGGUAUCGCUAUCUAUGCCGAUCUCCAAUACUGAAGGUCACUAAGUGCAGAGAUGGAAAGAACACUGUGGAUAGGUGUUCUUACUGUACUGUGUGGGCUUGCCGCGUCACAACAUGACGGCCACGACCAUGAACAUGGACAAGACCCUUUCACCGCCGUUCUGCACCUACUGGGGGGAGACGAAAACCAGAACUUGACGUUGGACAUGUCUACUUCGCUCGUGAAGACGAUGUUGGACCGGGUGCGCUGCCUAAGACUGGAAGCCGACGAGGAUAGAAAUUUCACCUGUGCCGAGUGUCUGACGGCCGAUGGCUUGAUUGAGCUAUCUCUUGGCGGACCGACCGACAUCGUAGAUGAGGAAGGCUUCCACAAGAUGGCCGUGGUACUGACUGUCUUUCUCACGGACGUGUCUGCGCACGGCGUCUGUACAGAGGACCCGGGGGGCAAGGGUUAUCAGACGAUGGAGGACAAUCUAAUGCGGUACACACAAAGCAAGUUUACUCUGAGCAGCUACCAGCAGGUCCUGAAGGACAUCAACACCAACUACCGCGUGGAGAACUGGGGCAAGUGUUUCACUGCAGAGUCCGUGUUUGAGGAACUCCACAUCAACACCAGUGAAGCGAGCGGUGGGGCAUCUUACGCAGAGCUGAGGGAGAUAGCAGCAAUCACUGUGGCUAACGUGCUGGAGGGGCUGUGUAUAGGGGAGGCCGAGCUACCGGAGAAAAGCUUCUUCGUAGACAGUCUUUUCAAAAGUCUCAACGUAACCAAUGGUACCAUCACAGUUGAGGCUCUUGAGCACAUCCUGUCGGCGUUCGGUAUCGGUGGGGAGGCGCCGCCUGAGCCGCCGGUGGUGGACGAUGGGCACGACCAUGCCGGGCACGACCACAGACGGAGGCGCGAUCUGCCUCCGCUGACACGGGAGGACGAACACGAUCACAACCAUAGCCACGAACACACAGAGGACUUUCACCACACCUGCUUCAAUUCAGCCCAGUUAAUGAAGCUGUUCCUGGUGGAGGCGGAGAUGGGGGUUACCCGUGACCAGUUCAGCGCCAUGGCACCGGCCCUGCUCCAGCAGGUCUACAGCGGGGUCUGUGUGGGGGAAACACCGACCCCUAACACAACGGCAGCUCCUGUUGUCGGAGAGCUCACCAUGCUGGAAAAAUACGGCUACGGAACGCUGUCUGUCUUCCUCAUCAGCCUGUUGGCACUGAUCGGCCUGUUAGUGCUGCCCAUGGCUGGGUCCAGCGUCUACAAGUUCAUCGUGCAGCUCGGGGUUGGUUUGGGAGUCGGGGCGCUAUCGGGGGAUGCCCUCUUGCACCUGCUACCACAGGCUCUCGGACUGCACGGGGACCAUGCCGCUCAUGCAGACCACGACCACGGGGCAGAAGACAUAGCCUACAUGUGGAAGCUCCUGGUCGCCAUGGGCGGCAUCUAUUUCUUCUUCGUCUUUGAGCGAGUGAUGAGUUUCAUCAUGCCUGGUGGUCAUGGCCACUCCCAUGGACAUCACGAGGAGGAGCACGUGCAUGAGGACGUGCAGCUGAAAAAGAUGAGCAAACUUCCGCCGGAACCGAGCAUGGGUUCCAAGAGCCUCUCUAUCUCCAAGCAACAGUUGACUAACGGACAAAGCACAACAACACUGGACGUGUUCCCCGAGAUGUCAGGAGAGGCGGACACUCCAAACUGCUGCUCUGCAGGAUGCACCCCUACGGCGAUGAUGAUCGUCUUCAGCGACACGCUGCACAACCUGACGGACGGGCUGGCCCUGGGCAUCGCCUUCAGCGGGGACCUGGCUGUCGGCCUGUCCACUUCCAUCGCCGUCCUGGCACACGAGUUGCCACAUGAACUGGGUGACUUCGCCAUGCUGAUAAGGUGCGGCAUGAGCUACAAAGGCGCCCUGCUGUGGAACCUGUUCGCGGCCUGCUGGUGCUUUGUCGGGCUGUACAUCGGACUGGCGAUCGGAGCCAGUUUUGAAGUCAGGCAGUGGCUCUUCGCUCUCAUCGCCGGCAUGUUUCUCUACGUCUCUUUGGUUGACAUGCUGCCGGAACUGUUGCACCACAAGUCCAAGUCACCCAUAGCGACCUUCGUGGGGCAGAACAUCGGCUUCCUGCUGGGGGUGGCCGCCCUGGUAGCGCUCGCCAUGUACGAGGAACAGAUACAAUUGGCAAUCACUCUUGGAUAAGGUAACGUCACGUCCGGUUCAAGCGUAGGGUGUUUGUAUUUACGUGACUAUGACAUAAUGUUCGCCAUGCUGGACGGUUAAACAUGGAAGUUGCCAAGUAGACUUGAGCAAGGGGGUUAACCUCCUUGAUUUGAGAAAUACUCGAACACGAACAGACACAGGAAGCCCAAAACAAUACCUCUAUUUGUCAUGGAAGUAUAACUGUGAUACGCAAAUUUGUAAGUCGGAAUCUUCUAAGACCAGUAUGGCGGCUGUGAUGUCACGUGUAAACACACUGUUGGGAAAAAAGAAACAAUCUAAACCUUGCAAUUUAGAACAUCUUGCAUUUGUUCAUAUAGCUGUUGUUUGAAAGCUGAAGUAAUGGAGUCGAAAGCAUAAAUUGUGCGCAUAAACUUAAUUCUGUUACAGCUAUCAUGCUACAUACAUUGCAUACACGUUUCUUGUUCUUGUAGUGUUUCGUUUGCUGUGUUUUGUCAAUCUAUCAAUUUUGUUGUUGUGACUUCUGUGCUGCCAAAUGUAUCAGUGAUAACUUUGUACACUUGAUUUUAAAAUUUUACUCCGACAUAUCGAGCACGUGUUUCUUACAUCGAUGUCUAGAAUGGAGAAAACAAUGCUCCCAAAUGACAGGCCCAAAGGCCUACAUGGAAAAAGUG